ACUAAUUCUUUUUCAUGUUACCUCUGUCACCCAACACUGCUUACUCAUCAUCACUUUCCUCCCUCCCCUAAUACCCUAAACCACUCUCUCUCUCUUUCUUUUCUUUUCUUCCUCUCUGUGCAAAAAAAGCCGCCAUGAAAGUACCUGAAAACGAGAGUACUCCUGAAAACGAUCCCAUUGAACCCACUAAUCCCAUUAUUCACUCUAAUUCCCAGCUCCUUCAAUCUCUUCUCGAUUCCAUUCCCCACACUCAAAGCUUUAAAGGAAAAUGGUCUUUAAUCAGAACCAAACUCUCCACACUUCAAUCUCACCUCUCAGACCUUUUCGCUGCUUCCAUUAACGCUUCCAAUAAUCCUCUUUACAACGACCUCCUUCUCUCUCUCUCCACCACUCUCUCCGACGCGCUUUCUCUCUCCUCCAUUUGCCAUUCCGCUAACCCACCUGACGGCAAACUCAAAACCCAGAAUGACAUCGACUCAGUUUCAGCGAAACUCGAUAACCAUGUUAGGGAUUUAGAGGUUCUAAUUAAGAGUGGGGUCCUCCAUGAAAACGGUACCGUUUCGUCAACAACAACCUCAAAGCGGGAGAGUAUUCGGGCCGAAUCGAGGAAUCUGAUAACUCGGCUUCAGAUCGGGACCACUGAGUCGAAAAACUCGGUGUUAGACUCGUUGCUUGGGCUUUUACAAGAAGACGACAAAAAUGUAUUAAUUGCAGUAGCUCAGGGAAUCGUUCCGGUGCUCGUGCGCUUACUCGAUUCCAGCUCUUCACCUGAGAUCAAGGAGAAAACAGUCACUGCCAUAGCUAAAAUCUCCACCGUUGAUUCCAGCAAACAUGUUUUGAUCGCUGAAGGCUUAGGCCUUCUGAAUAAUCUCCUCAGAGUUCUCGAAUCUGGUAGCGUGUUAGGGAAAGAAAAUUCAUGCGUAGCUUUACAAGCAUUGGGCCAUACAAAGGAGAAUGCAAGGGCAAUUGGGUCAAGAGGAGGAAUUUCAUCUUUAUUAGAAAUUUGUCAAACAGGAACACCCAAUUCUCAAGCUAUGGCAGCUUCCGUGCUUAAAAACUUAGCCGUUUUCCCAGAAAUUAAAGAGAAUUUCAUGGAAGAAAACGCUAUAAUGAUACUUUUAAGGUUAUCCACUUCUGGUACAGCAUUAGCCCAAGAAAAUGCAAUUUCGUGUUUGUGUAAUUUGAUUUCAAGAGACAACAACAUGAAACUCUUAGUGGCUAGGGAAGGUGGAAUUGAAAGCAUAAAAAAUUUCUGGGAUUCAGCUCCUUCAGUUCAAAGUCUAGAGGCCCCUGUUCUUAUGUUGAGAACUUUAGCUACGUGUCCAUCAGUAGCUGACGUUAUUGUGGAAAAUGAAUUUUUACCUCGGAUUGUUGGGGUUCUGAAUUGUGGGGUAUUAGGUGUGAGAAUUGCUGCAGCUAAAGCAAUUUACGAUUUGGGAUACAGUACUAAAACCCGAAAAGAACUAGGCGAAAUCGGGUGUAUUUCUCUGUUAGUGAGAAUGAUCGAAGGUAAAGCUGUAGAAGAGAGAGAAGCAGCAGCAAGAGCAUUGACGAAUUUAAUGGUAUAUGCUGGAAAUAGGAAGAUUUUUAGGAAGGAAGAAAGAGGUAUUGUGAAUGCAGUUCAGCUAUUAGAUCCAUUGGUACAAAAUUUAGACAAAAGGUAUCCUGUUUCAUUAUUGGCUUCGCUUGUGUAUUCCAAGAAAUGCCGCAAACAAAUGGUGGAUUCAGGGGCUUGUGUGCAUUUGCAGAAGUUAGCUGAAAUGGAGAUUGAUGGUGCAAAAAAGCUCUUGGAUUGUCUUGGUAGAGGCAAAUUAUGGGGAGUUUUUACCAGACAUUGAGCAACAGUAAAUCACAAGGGAAGCAAUUGCAAUCAAUCUGUAUGUAUAAUAAAGUUGAGUUUUUUUUAAUCUAAAUUAAAUUUACGAUUUGUAAUUUUAAAGGGUUUUUCUUUUUUCUUGAUUAUGUUCAUAUAGAUUGUGGUUAUUAUAAGUUAGUGGUAGAAAAAAGUAAAUGUUGGUUAGUAGACUAGAUGUAAUAUCUUUGGUUUGUUGACCUAACUUGAUAGGUGUUUUCUUGUUUUUCUACCCAAAAAUCGAAUAAAUUAAGUGAAGAUGUCUUCUCUUUGAGUUUAUGCUUCGUUGUAACAUUUAUUGAGAAUUUGUUGCCUUUAUGAGAAGCUGUUGUGCCAUGA
Nicotiana attenuata is the source of this 2191-nucleotide messenger RNA. RefSeq lists its product as uncharacterized. Gene Ontology annotation, molecular function: protein binding. The transcript has a single exon. Bases 135 to 1838 code for a protein of 567 amino acids. The record is from RefSeq and is a predicted model, not a curated record. NCBI's taxonomy places the organism in Eukaryota, Viridiplantae, Streptophyta, Magnoliopsida, Solanales, Solanaceae.